Molecule: messenger RNA, 2036 nt
Organism: Clarias gariepinus (North African catfish)
Lineage: Eukaryota; Metazoa; Chordata; Actinopteri; Siluriformes; Clariidae
Gene: chrna3
Product: cholinergic receptor, nicotinic, alpha 3
Exons: 6
Coding region: 9-1649 (546 amino acids)
Biological process (GO): nervous system process; monoatomic ion transmembrane transport; regulation of membrane potential
Cellular component (GO): postsynaptic membrane; synapse; neuron projection
Molecular function (GO): transmembrane signaling receptor activity; acetylcholine-gated monoatomic cation-selective channel activity
Source: RefSeq, a predicted model, not a curated record
UGGGUUUCAUGAUGAAAGCCACGCUUUUCCUCGUCACUCCUGCGUACUACUUUCUCCUUUUCUCUCAGCUUUUCCACAGUGGAAUGUGUUCCGAGGCUGAGCAUCAACUCUUCUCUGUCAUCUUCUCCAACUACAACCAGUACAUCAGACCAGUGGAGAACGUCUCUGACCCUGUGAUAGUCCAGUUUGAGGUCUCGAUGUCCCAGCUAGUGAAAGUGGAUGAAGUUAACCAGAUUAUGGAGACAAAUCUAUGGCUAAGACAUAUAUGGAAUGACUACAAAUUGAAGUGGAAUCCCAAAAAUUUUGGAGGCGUGGAGUUUAUCCGUGUCCCGUCCAACAGGAUUUGGAAGCCAGACAUUGUGUUAUAUAACAAUGCAGUGGGAGACUUCCAGGUCGAUGAUAAAACCAAAGCUCUUCUUCGCUACAAUGGAGAUGUGACAUGGAUUCCUCCUGCCAUUUUCAAAAGCUCUUGCAAGAUUGAUGUCACCUACUUUCCCUUCGACUACCAGAACUGCACCAUGAAGUUCGGCUCAUGGACCUAUGACAAGGCCAAGAUUGAUCUGGUUCUGAUCGGCUCCACAAUUAACUUGAAGGACUUCUGGGAGAGUGGGGAGUGGAUGAUUAUUGAUGCUCCAGGUUAUAAGCAUGACAUCAAAUACAACUGUUGUGAGGAGAUCUACACUGACAUUACCUACUCUCUCUACAUCCGUCGGCUCCCUCUCUUCUACACCAUUAACAUGAUCAUCCCAUGUCUGCUCAUCUCAUUCUUGACCGUUCUGGUAUUUUAUCUUCCAUCUGAUUGUGGUGAAAAAGUGACACUUUGUAUCUCAGUUCUCCUUUCCCUCACUGUCUUCCUCUUGGUUAUUACUGAAACAAUUCCAUCCACCUCUCUAGUCAUUCCACUAAUUGGUGAGUACCUCCUCUUCACCAUGAUCUUCGUCACCCUUUCUAUAGUCAUCACUGUCUUUGUGCUUAAUGUGCAUUACCGGACACCAAAGACCCAUACCAUGCCACGCUGGGUGCGUCAUGUAUUCCUUAGCCUUCUUCCCAGAAUCAUGUUCAUGACCAGGCCUGAUCGAGAGCCAGGGAAGCAAAGAAGUUUUGGUGGUUCCCAUCAAUCAGGUUCCCUCCAUUCAUCCAAUUCUUUUCCUCAACAUCUUACUAAGCAACAGAGCCUUCCAGGUAACUUUCCUCGGCGCACUCAUCUCUUGCUCAGCACCGAGCUCAACACCCUGAGUGAUGCUGUGAAGGCCAGCUCAAGUUUCUUGUGCAGAGAUGGGAGAUGUACCUGCUCCAUAAGGCAGCUUUCUACCAAACUGUGCACAGAUGGAACUGGAGGGGCUGGAGUGGGCACUUUGGGGGCAGUUAGUGGAGCAGGUGGAAAUAGCUCUUGUUCAAGCUCUGAGUCUCUGGAUAUGGGACUUUUGACUCUUUGCACAUUGUCGCCAGAAGUUCAGGAAGCUAUUGAGAGUGUUAAGUACAUUGCAGAGAAUAUGAAGCUACAAAAUGAAGCCAAGGAGGUCCAGGAUGACUGGAAAUACGUGGCCAUGGUGAUUGACAGAAUCUUCUUGUGGGUGUUUAUCCUGGUGUGCAUCCUGGGAACAGCAGGACUCUUUUUACAGCCCCUCCUCAUGGGCGAAGAUAUGUAAUUCUCUACAAUCAAUCUUAAGUAAACUUAAAGAACUCUGACUGGUGCAUUUGACUUAAUGAAUGGCUAAUCGGAGAUGUCUACUGUGCUCAGUAGUCCUUGUGGCAUAACUUUUUUUUUUGCCUUUAUUUCUAAAAAAGACUUCCAUGAAGCCAGUAAAAAGCUCCAUCUUUUUAACUUAUUUGUACCAUUCAUAAUCAGUGUUUCAAAGAAUGUUUUGUUUUGUUAUCUACUGUACAGAGUAUUCUUAAAUGUACAGGCUUGUGAACAGGCUUUUGAAAAAAAAUAAAAGUCUAAAACCGUCUAAAGUGUCACAUGAACUGCAUUAAUGCACUGAUGCUGUAAGCAUAGUCUAAUGAUGCAAAUUCUGCCUCUUAUACUGUAUUUC